Messenger RNA from Macrobrachium nipponense, 1143 nucleotides. RefSeq names its product melanization protease 1-like. Gene Ontology annotation, biological process: proteolysis. Gene Ontology annotation, molecular function: serine-type endopeptidase activity. The transcript is spliced from 7 exons. The record is from RefSeq and is a predicted model, not a curated record. Bases 1 to 1143 code for a protein of 380 amino acids. Lineage: Eukaryota; Metazoa; Arthropoda; Malacostraca; Decapoda; Palaemonidae.
AUGACACUCCACCCGGCAUAUGACAGUAAGACCUAUGUAAAUGACAUUGCAUCUCCCAAAACGGAACAGCCAAUCCCUUUCGAUGUCAAGAACACUGUUUCGCCAAUCUGCCUUCCUGAAGACCCAAACAAUAAGUACGGCAACACUGAGGUCUCCAUCUGUGGAUGGGGACGAACGAUUGGAAAGGUCAUUGUGACUAUUACAAUUAAGGUUUAUUUUGGUAGACUUUGCAAUGAAACUCAUUCCCUGAAGGACGAACAGGCCGGAUACUCUCUGAGGAUUUUGGCUGAGAAUAUACUUCCAUCAUAUCAUGGAAACAUCCACUGCAGAAUUUACGCUAAUUCCUGUGGCAAAAGAAACACAAAACGAAUUAUCACAGGAACAGAAACACUACCCCACGAGUAUCCCUGGCAAGUGGGACUUAUUUUUAGUAAACUGAAUCCUGACGUAUUUUGUGGAGGAUCCAUCAUUGGCCCUUAUCACAUCCUUACAGCUGCACACUGCAUCGACAAACCAAACAGCACAUACGGGUCAAGUUUUCGCCCACUGGCGGUUGUUGGGUUGCAUGACUACAGGAAGCCAUUAGCUGCAACUAAGUACCUCAACAUUGCUAAGAUGACACUCCACCCGGCAUAUGACAGUAAGACCUAUGUAAAUGACAUUGCAAUUCUCAAAACGGAACAGCCAAUCCCUUUCGAUGUCAAGAACACUGUUUCGCCAAUCUGCCUUCCUGAAGACCCAAACAAUAAGUACGGCAACACUGAGGUCUCCAUCUGUGGAUGGGGACGAACGAUUGGAAGUGAUGGUAGCUCUAACUCACCUAUUCUUCUUCAUACUGUAAUGACAACAAUGCCCAAUGUCAAUUGUGCAAUAAGAUGGUUUCUCCUACGUUUUUCAUUCCUGAUGAGAAAAUUUGUGCUCGUGCCUCUGGAAAAAGCCAAGGCUUGUCCUGUAGACCUGUGGCAAAAGAAACACAAAACGAAUUAUCACGGAACAGAAACACUACACCCCACGAGUAUUCCUGGCAACGUGGGACUUAUUUUUAGUAAACUGAAUCCUGACGUAUUUUGUGGAGGAUCCAUCAUUGGCCCUUAUCACAUCCUUACAGCUGCACACUGCAUCGACAAACCAAACAGCACAUAG